Messenger RNA from Mesorhabditis belari, 1773 nucleotides. The record is from the annotation of a GenBank genome assembly. Lineage: Eukaryota; Metazoa; Nematoda; Chromadorea; Rhabditida; Rhabditidae.
AUGGCGUUCGAGGAGACAAAGACGAUCUCUUGGUUAGAUUAUGGUGUUUUCGGUUUCUCCCUUUUACUGUCGAUUGGAACCGGUGUCUAUCAUGCAAUCAAAAGUCAUCUCAUUGUUCACCGUGGUGGUCGGUCGGCGAAAGAUGAGUAUUUGAUUGGUGGACGUCAAAUGACGCCUUUGCCCGUAGCCCUUUCCCUGCUCACCACAUUUCUCUCCGGGAUUCUCAUGUUGGCGAUACCGGCUGAGAUGUUUCAGAGAGGCCCACAAAUCUGGUUGAACCUUGUCGUUGGCGUUUUUGCUUCUCUGAUCACCGCCUUCGUUUUUCUACCGAUUUUUCACAAGAUGCAAGCCACAUGUUUACACGAAUAUUUCAUUCAUCGCUAUCGAUCCGUUCUCAUUCGCCGUCUCUUCUCUACCCUUUUCCUUUCGAUGACCAUUGUUUACAUGUCAAUUGUCAUCUACGCUCCCUCCGUGGCUCUAUCAGCUGUUUUCGGUGUUAAUAAAUGGGCGCUAGUGCUGAUGUUCGGUCUUUGUACAACUCUGUACACUUGUAUUGGAGGCUUAAAAGCCGUCGUUUGGACGGAUUCUUUACAAGCAGUUUUCAUGUACGGUGGAGUGGCGGCUCUGAUCUACAAGGGAUUGGCGCAUCCACGGGUCGGCGGAUUGAAUAGAGUUUUCCAAAUCGCCUCGGAAAGCGGUCGGCUUAGCGAGAUUUGGCGAUGGAAUGCCGAUAUUGCACAAUACAGCUCAAUUUGGAUCAAUAUUUUCUCGGGUACAAUCUGGUGGCUCAUGUUUUUCGGGGUGAAUCAAUUGGCCAUGCAACGAUACGUCAGCCUUCCAUCCGUUCAACACGCUCGCGGAAUCAUCUUCUGCACCCUGCUCCCCUUUGUCAUUCUCGUCUCGAUUGUUUCCUUUGUCGGGUUGUUGGUGUUGGCCUAUUUCCACAAUUGUAAUCCAUUGGAGACGGGACAAAUUCUAGAGACCGAUCACAUCACUAUUCUCUUUGCCAGAGACGUUCUACAGCCAACCCCGGGUCUCUUCGGUCUCUACGUGUCUUGUAUCAUGUCGGCCACGCUGUCCACUCUCUCAUCAGGAAUGAACUCAAUGGCAGCAGCUAUCUACGAGGAUUUUCUCAAGAAACGGUUAGAUGGAAAGAUCACCGACACACAAGCGGCACGGAUAAAUAAGUUAAUUGUUGUCUUGUGUGGCCUCAUCGCUACAGCUCUCGCAUUCACCUCCGAAUCAUUGGGUGGCAUUUUACGAGUUUGCAUGUCGGUGAUGGGUGCCAUGUCGGGUCCAAUGGUCGCCAUUUUUUGCAUCGCCAUCUUUUUCCCCAGAUCGGGAGUGAUCUCUUGUGUGAUCUCGUUUAUCGUCUCGAACAUAUUGAUGGCCAUCAUUUGCAUUGUCAACUAUUACGAAGAUCCCUACAAAAAUCUUUUCCUCUCAACGAAUACCAGUGUCAUUGGAUGCAGUGGUUUGGUGAAAAAUCCGCAUAAUUUUACAAUUCGCCAACAGCCUGACUACGAUGCACACUAUGGACAACCGGGAACUUUAUGGAUCAGUCGACUCUCCACACAUGGCUAUCCCCUCAUCGGUUUCAUCUUGAUGUUCGCAAUCGCUAUUCCAAUGUCGACCAUUUUGAAAGAGAAAGAGAUGAAGAAUACGAGACAUCUCACAUGGGCUGGAAGAAAAGAUCCAAUCCCCGUGGCCGAACAAGAGCUCGAUCAUUUCCUUAAAGAAAUCCCCAACAAUUUCAACGAGAAAUCGAAUCAU